GAACCCGUCCUGAUGUGCAUGGACGGGAGAACUGACUGGCUAAAACAAGGUAUUCUCCACUGUUUCCGGAUGAAAGAUUAUCUAUCAAUUAGUUUUUGACUAGUGACUUACUACAUCACGACUAGAGGCUGACUGGCAAUCAAAAUCAUGAUCUUGUAUUUUGUAGCGACCCGCUCGAUCGCACAGGGCACAUAACUUCUAAGCUCACAACAGCCUCGUCAAAACUAACUCCACGGAGCGCUUUUGUGCUAGAUGUGGGUGGCCUUCAAAGCGUGGACAGUACCGUGGUUUCGCCUACCGCGACGUCGGCGUCUAAGGGAGAUCUGACGGCGCGCGAGCCGUUGUUGAGUGAUUCGACAACGAGUUCCUUCACUUCCAAACUUGCGUUUUGCUCGGGCAGUAAGAAGGAUAUCGGCGAGUUCACUGUAUCGAAGAAGCGACGGGCAAUCUAUACUCCGAAAGACAUUGGUGAUCGGAUUUUUCCACCUCUGGCCGCGAAUCCCGAGGAUGAGCUAUUGCGGUGGGCUGAUUCUCCGGAAAAUACCGAGAUGAUGCAAUGCAAGGCGUACAUGUGCGAAUUGUGUCUCUACGUGGAUCAAUUUGCGAUUGACCAGAUAAUCGGACGCAUCGUGCCCAUAUUCCGAGGCAUUGAGGCACAACUGGCUGGCGGACGGCAAGG
Amoebophrya sp. A25 is the source of this 679-nucleotide messenger RNA. The record is from the annotation of a GenBank genome assembly. Lineage: Eukaryota; Dinophyceae; Syndiniales; Amoebophryaceae.